CUCGCGAUACGUGGAUACACGGAUCUGGUGAAACAAUCUCAAGACGGGGUUUAGUAUUUCAUGUAUCUUAUCAGAGAUUGAUACAGUAACUGGUGUCCCCGAUCAAUCGCCGGUUGUAUUUCCUGUCUUUUUUCCCCCUCAACUUAUAUUCAUCCAUCGAGCCAUGCUGCGCGUGAGAUCGGCGCUCUGCCAGUCUUGGAGGGGGUUUAAAACAUUCCCCUGUGCUGCAGUGGAGGUGAAGAAUGAGCCUAUCCUGGGCUUUCAGGAGGGCAGUCAGGAGAGGGCAGAGCUGCAGAACGCAUUGAACGAGCUAAAAGGGACAACAGAGGAGAUUCCCUGUAUUGUUGGUGAUGAACAUGUGUGGACCAAAGACAUCAGGUACCAGCUGUCGCCCUUCAACCACUCUCACAAAGUGGCCAAAUUCUGCUAUGCUGACAAGGACCUGUUGAACAAAGCCAUCCUGGCGUCGGUGGCAGCGCGUCGCGAGUGGGACCUGAAGCCCGUCCAGGACCGAGCCCAGAUCUUCUUCAAGGCUGCGGACGUCAUUAGCGGACCUAAGAGAGCAGAGAUCCUGGCAAAGACGAUGAUCGGCCAGGGUAAGACGGUGGUGCAGGCGGAGAUCGAUGCUGCCCCGGAGCUGAUCGACUUCUUCCGGUUCAACGCCAAACACGCCAUCGAGCUAGAGGCCCAGCAGCCCCUGGACAGCGACGGCAGUACCAACACCAUGCUGUACCGCGGCCUGGAGGGAUUUGUGGCCGCUGUCGCCCCUUUCAACUUCACUGCAAUUGGUGGGAAUCUUGCAGGAACCCCUGCCAUCAUGGGGAACGUGGUUCUGUGGAAGCCCAGCGACACAGCCAUGUCGGCCAGCUACGCGGUGUACAAGGUACUGAGGGACUGCGGUCUGCCCCCCAACAUCAUCCAGUUCGUCCCGGCCGAUGGGCCCGUGUUCGGAGACACCAUCACCUCCUCCGAGCACCUGGCGGGCAUCAACUUCACUGGCAGCGUUCCGACGUUCAAGAGGCUGUGGAAACAGGUGGCCCAGAACCUAGACAUCUACAGGAACUUCCCCCGUGUGGGCGGAGAGUGUGGCGGGAAGAACUUCCACUUCGUCCACAAGUCGGCGGACGUGCAAAGCGUGGUGACUGGGACCAUCCGCUCAGCGUUUGAGUACGGGGGCCAGAAGUGCUCUGCCUGCUCCAGGAUGUAUGUUCCUGACAGCCUGUGGCCCCAGAUCAAGCAGGGGCUCCUGGACAUCCACAAGCAGAUCAACCUGGGGGACCCUGUGGAGGACUUCAGCACCUUCUUCUCUGCCGUCAUCGAUGACAAGUCCUUUGCUCGUAACAAGAAGUGGCUGGACCAUGCCAAGUCCUCGGCCAACCUGAGCAUCAUCGCCGGGGGCAACUGCGACGAUAAGAAGGGCUACUUUGUGGAGCCUACUAUCAUAGAGACCACAGACCCACGGGAUCCCAUCAUGAACGAGGAGAUCUUUGGGCCGAUCCUGUCUGUGUACGUCUACCCUGAGAACGACUACAAGCAGAUCCUCCAGCUGAUCGACAGCACGUCGCCGUACGCCCUCACCGGAGCUGUGUUCGCUAAAGACAAGACUGUGGUGGACGAGGCAGCCAGGGUCCUCAGGAACGCCGCAGGCAACUACUACGUCAACGACAAGUCCACCGGCUCCAUCGUCGCCCAGCAACCAUUUGGUGGCGCCAGAGCCUCAGGAACUAAUGACAAACCUGGCGGCCCCCACUACGUUCUGCGAUGGACAUCACCGCAGGUUGUCAAGGAGACCCAUGUACCCCUCCAAGAUUGGAAGUACCCCUACAUGGGCUAGAGAUGAGGUAUUGUAGUUUCAUCUCGUCCAACCUAGCCUCCUAUCCCCCAACUAAUCCAAUUUUAACCCUCCAGAGAACAGACUACCCCCUCCCUUAGACCCAUAUCUCUCACCCAUACAAGACUGGCAAUGAAGUAAGAGAGAAUUGUCUCCUUGAACCCAUCCUAAUAUUGGCCCUCGAUGCCCUGAUGAGCCUGCACUGAACCUUACUCACGAAUAAGAAUGUAAUCAGCUGCUUUUAAAGGGAAUUGCUGCGCCAUAGCACCUCCUGGUGGAUCGUCUGGAGUGUGACGGCCUGCUGAAAGAAGCUGCUUGUGUCUGACAGACACAAGGAUGGUACAAGACUGUUUCCGUCCAUGGGUCCAUGGACCCAAUCAAACUGUUGUGGUCAACCAUGGAUUUUACACAUGUAUAGCUACUUCCUGUUACACUGAUGCGUUUCCUGUUAUUGGAUAUGGCCGCUGUGUGUUCCCUUAAUCUUAUGGUAUUGUCAGUGCAGAAGACCUGUAUUACCAUUGCUAUAUACAUCUGUCAUUAGGGACAAACUGUAUUCAUUGAGUCUUCCUUUUAUAGAUGUUUUAAUAACCCAGAAAAUAGACAUCAAUGCAGCAUCCUUAUAAGGACUACAUUUGAGGCUGAAAGCAAAGCAGACUUAUAUAAGUGUCAAGGUCAAAGUCAACAUGUUGUGUAUUGUUCUGAAUAGAACAUUGUAAAAGAAAAGGUUCCUAGUGUUAAAAUGUUCUGAACAUGCAGAUGUUAUAUCAGAAGUACACUUCUAAUUGAAAAUAAUCAUUUUAGUAACAUUGGGUCUUUGUAAUCUGAUACACUGGCUGAGCUGUCAGAGUGAAAUGCCCCUCCUCACACCUUCUCUGAUUGUACGUAGACUGACUGGCUUAUAGCAUGUUCUGUAUGGCUGUGGCCAUUACUGAUGGUCAUUACUUUAUGUCAUGAAUAAUUGAGUAUUGGGUACUGUUGGGUAUUAAUACCUGGUUUAGGCAUAUAUAAUCCUUAGCUAGACCCACUUUAACCCUAAACAGGCUAGUACUUCAAAGAGCUCAUCAAUAUUUACCUCAUCACCUGCAUACUUAAUUUCACUGAUGACAGACUGGUUUUACGGAGAGCGUUUGCACUUUUCUCAAAAUGGAUGAGUCAUUGAGUGUGAGGAUGGUCAGUCUGUAGGCCUCAAUCUGUUUCAGUAAAAAAAAGGAAUGGGGGGGAAUUUAUUUUCAUAAAAUGUAUUUUGUAUUUUAAUUGUCUGUUUUACUGCAGAAUGCAAUUAGAAGUGAAUUAUCUUCAAAAUGUGCCUGUAUUAAUGUAGAUUGAAUUAUAAAUGUAAUCUGUGACAAUAUUAAAUUAUUUCAGUAACAAUA
This is a messenger RNA of Osmerus eperlanus (European smelt), 3204 nucleotides long. It is a transcript of the gene aldh4a1, whose product is annotated as aldehyde dehydrogenase 4 family, member A1. Bases 164 to 1834 code for a protein of 556 amino acids. The transcript has 15 exons. NCBI's taxonomy places the organism in Eukaryota, Metazoa, Chordata, Actinopteri, Osmeriformes, Osmeridae. The record is from RefSeq and is a predicted model, not a curated record. Gene Ontology annotation, molecular function: L-glutamate gamma-semialdehyde dehydrogenase (NAD+) activity.